Molecule: messenger RNA, 861 nt
Organism: Necator americanus (New World hookworm)
Lineage: Eukaryota; Metazoa; Nematoda; Chromadorea; Rhabditida; Ancylostomatidae
Exons: 8
Coding region: 1-861 (286 amino acids)
Biological process (GO): fatty acid beta-oxidation
Cellular component (GO): cytosol
Molecular function (GO): catalytic activity
Source: RefSeq, a predicted model, not a curated record
AUGGCAAACUGCUUACUGCGCUUGAAGUUGGGACGUCAUCAUUACUUACUGAAGAGAGCGAUGAAUUCCAAUAAAUCCAAUCCAGAGCUUGCAAAAACCCUGCACAGAUGGACUGGAGGUGCUGUUGAUUUGACAUCUUCCGGCGGUAUUGCAAGAUUAAUGUUGAAUCGUCCAGAGAAGAGUAAUUGCCUUUCCGGAGAAAUGAUGAUACAGUUUAGACAAAAAACAGAGGAAUUAUCGACGUUUUCCGACUGCGGUGUGCUUAUAGUAGAAGGAAUUGGGCGAUCAUUCUGCAGUGGCGCUGAUCUUGGACUCAUAAAUGAGAUCAGUUCCUCUUCAUUAGGAUGUGCAAUGUUCCACUAUAUGGCUGGUACACUUUCCAAAAUUCACUCCUCUCCCUUAGUGAGCAUUGCACGGCUCCAUGGACACUGUUUAGGAGGCGGGUCGGAAAUUGCCUCUUCCUGUGAUCUCCGCUUCGCUCAUAAAGAUGCCAAGAUCGGAUUCCUUCAAUCACGAAUGGGAAUUGUUCCAUCUUGGGGAGGCGCAACGUACUUGCCCACAAUCGUUGGCCGAAGUCGCGCUCUAUACCUGAUGACUACUGCACCAAUUCUUACUUCACAGGAGGCAAAAGAGAUCGGUUAUGUCGACGUGGUAUACAACGAAGAGGAAGAGUUUCAGGAAUUGGUGUCCUGUAUGUUGAGAAAUGGUGAAGAUGUAUGCAAAGCACAGAAAGCAAUGCUUAAAGCACUGACUCAGGGAGAAGAUGCUCAAUACGACGUAGUACGUUCCGUCUGGGGAAGUAGCGCACAGAAAACUGCUAUACAACGGCAGAUGAAAGCAGUCAUGAAUAAAAAGUCAUGA